Messenger RNA from Aspergillus versicolor CBS 583.65, 2085 nucleotides. Its product is annotated as Zn(II)2Cys6 transcription factor. Bases 1 to 2085 code for a protein of 694 amino acids. NCBI's taxonomy places the organism in Eukaryota, Fungi, Ascomycota, Eurotiomycetes, Eurotiales, Aspergillaceae. The transcript has a single exon. Gene Ontology annotation, molecular function: zinc ion binding; DNA binding; DNA-binding transcription factor activity, RNA polymerase II-specific. The record is from RefSeq and is a predicted model, not a curated record. Gene Ontology annotation, biological process: DNA-templated transcription; regulation of DNA-templated transcription.
AUGGCGACUCAACGUCCUCUGCGAAGCUGUAUUCUCUGUCGCCAGCGCAAGGUCAAAUGCGACCGACAGCAACCCUGCGCCAACUGCGUGCGAUCCGAAUCGCAAUGCGUAUACCCAGCAGGCGUUGGGCGCGCUCCAAAACGACCUCGCAAGGCCGUCGAAGCGCGGCUUCUGGCCCAGUUGACCCGGCUGGAGAGUGCCGUCAAGCGCAUGGAAGGGCAAUCAGUCGAGACCAGUUCCAGCACCCGAGUCGAAGGUGAAACCGACGAUCGCAAACCGGAGGUCGAGCAGCAAUUCGGCCGGCUGGUUAUCGACAACAACCAGAGCUGCUACGUGAGCAGUGCGCCGUGGACGCAGCUGGGAGAUGAGAUCGAGGAGAUGCGCGAUUUGCUGCAUCAGCCUGCCUCCGACGACGAGGAAGAGCAGUCCGUUUCGGCAUUCGAAGGGCCUAGUCCUGGGCCCGGUAUGAAUGGAGCCAUCAUGGGCUUUCGCGCGCUGGCGCAUUCCCUGCAUGUAUAUCACCCUUCUCUGUCGCAUGCAGUCGCCUUGUUCGAUAUAUUCAAGGCAAAUGUGGCACCCCUUGUGCGCGUCUUCCAUAUGCCCACGCUGGAGAGGCUCUUCUGGGAUGCAGUGGCCUCCAUGGAGAGCAUCGAGAAGAACAUGGAAGCCCUACUCUUCUCUAUCUACUACUCGGCCCUGAUCAGUCUGGACUCGGAACAAUGCUUGAGCACGCUUGGAAUAUCCAGAUCCGCUGCUCUCGAGAAAUAUCGCUUCGCCGUCGAGCAGGCCCUGGCUCGCGCGAAUCUACUCAACACGCAGAACCUCCUCCUCCUACAGGCAACGGUCCUGUUCCUCACAGCUGUGCGCAACGAAGACGACUCACGCACGGUAUGGUCGCUCACUGCCCUCGUCUACCACAUCGCACAAGCCAUGGGCCUCCAUCGCGACGGCGAAGCCUUCGGGCUAAGACCUCUAGAGACCGAACUACGACGCCGGCUCUGGUGGCACAUCUGUCUCCUCGACAACCGCUCAACAGACUAUCAUGGCAGCGAGCCCAUCGUGCACGAAUCCGUCUUCGACACGAGAAUGCCCCUCAACAUCAACGACUGCGAUAUAACUGCCGAAAUGACCCAACCACCGCCAGAGCACGAGGGUGCAACGGAAAUGACCCUCUCCCUUAUCCGCUGCACUUCUAUGCAAGUCGUCUGGAAGGUCGGGUACAUGGCACCUCGCGAGAACUACAGCUCAAAAACCGACCAGCAAGACUCAGCGGAUCGAAUUGCCCUAGCAGAAGACCUAGAGCGUCGUCUCCACGACCAAUUCCUGAAGUACUGCGACCCAAGCAUCCCACUGCUGCGGGUCGCCUCAACGGUAGCCCGAAUCAUAACACGGCGCAUGUGGAUGGGAAUCCUCUCCCCGCUCGCCCGGAAGGACAGAAUCAUCCGGGACCGUCUAUUCCAGGACUCGAUCCAAGUGCUGGAACUCUCGACCGCGCUGCUAACAGAAGAAGACGUGAGCCGGUGGGCGUGGCACUCCCGGACACAUAUCCAGUGGUACUCGGUAGCCUUCCUCCUCGCUGAACUCUGCUGGAGGGCCCCGUCCGCGGAAUGUGAUCAUGCCUGGGAAUGCGUUACGGCUGUGUACGACCGGUGGGCUUCAAUGGACUUGGACAAGAAGGUGACUCUCUGGCGUCCUAUCCGGCGAUUGAUGGCGCGGGCUCGGUAUGUGCGUGAGAUACGGAAUGUCACGCAUCCUGCUGGAGUGGUGCAUCACUGGAGAUCUGCUGGUGGCUCGCAAUCGCAGUCACAAUCACAAUCCAAAUCACCAUCGGCAGAGAAUAUUAGCCCACGGACUGGGCUGAUGUCCCAGCCUUUACCGGGAUCCCGGGGAGACAUGGCAUUGACGCCGAGUCAGGACCCCCUGAUGGAGAUGUUACCCUCAAGGAACGAUGGGCUUUUCGAUCCCUCGGCCACGGGCCUUUUUGGCUUACUGUCCGAGACGAAUGCGUUUCCUUGGGGACCGGGGUAUAUCGCUGAUAUAAAUGGUUUACCUGAUCCAGGGCAGUCGCCUUGGUCGACGGGGUGA